UUUCCAAAAAAAAAAAAGAAAAAGAAGUACAAAACAUAACCCGCCAUUCACUCGAAAGGCAUAUAUCACACUUCCUCCAUCUUUCUUCAAAACUACUUCUUCCCCUUCUUUCUCUCACAACCUCACAAUCCCACGGCCGUACAAUCUCACAAUCACAUAAUCUCACAAUCUCACAAUCUCAUAGCCUCACAACCUCACUUACUGAAGCACCACAACUGAACAAACCGCAAUGGGCGCCGCUCACUCCUCUUCGCGCUCUGGUACCGCACACGGCAACCACAGCUAUAGCGCAUUCAGCUCGUCUCAUAAGGGACGCCGCUCCCUCUCCAAAGACAAUCUCCACAAUCAUCGCUGCAACACACAGCUCCACUAUCCCAUCCCCAACAACAGCGGCAGUGCUCUCCACCACAACAACUACCUUCAACCGCCUUCCUCGCCCGCAUACAAAUGUCACGGCCGUUCUCAACACAGCAAAAACCAUGCACCACACCAUGGUUCAUAUUCUCCACCAUCGAGCCAUACUUCACACUCAUCCUCGUUGCAGAAGGCAUUUGGUCGACGGAGAUCAUCGAACCAGACGGUCGAAUCACUACCCUCGAGUCUGGGCUCAAAUGUUACUUCGUCGUAUUCUGGAGAGAGUAGCGCAGGAGGACCUUUCGAGGAGCGCGAAUUCCGAUGGCUGCAUGGCCGGCGGUACCAUAACACGGAUAGCCUGUACAUGUUGCCGAACGACACUGAGGAGAUUGAUAGAUUGCAUCUGCAGCACUACAUCUUCAAGAUGCUCAUGGGCAACAAGAACAUUCAUGUGCCCUUUCCCAAGGAGAACGGCCGCAUCAUCGACCUCGGCUGUGGCCCUGCCACCUGGACCAUGGACAUGGCCACUGAGCUGACAUCGGUUAACUUUAUUGGGGUGGACAUCUCACCGAUCUUCCCUACGGCAAUCCAUCCUCGAAACUGCUCUUUUUACCGCGAGAACAUCCUCCGCGGAAUCUCCCAGCCCUCCAACACCUUCGAUGUGGUCUACCAACGAAACGUCGCCCCCGGAUUCACAGUCGAGAACUGGCAACAGGCCCUCGAUGAGACCUACCGACUCCUCAAACCUGGCGGAUGGUUCGAGAGCGUCGAAUCCGAUGUGACCGUCCAGGAUGGUGGACCGUACACAAAGAUGUGCUUUGAGCUCAUGCAGUUUUCGAUGAUCUCAAGGAACGUGGACACAUCGGUGGUGAAGAUAUUGGAUGGGAUGAUGGCCAAAGCCGGGUUCGUGGAUAUCCAGGUGAAGGAGUACUGUGUGCCGCUCGGAGAAUGGGGCGGCAAGAUGGGACAGUUGUGGAAACAGAACUUGGCGGCCAUUCUGGAGACCGUGAAGCCAAAUCUGGUGAAGACGGGGAAGGUUGAGGAGGCACAGGUGGCGGAGAUGGUGCAUACAGCCAUGGAGAAGGAGAUGAAGGAGUUCCGAUCAUAUCAGACAAUAUAUGUUACCUUUGGACGGAAACCAAUUUCAUGACAACCCCCUAUAACGAACAAAUGAUGAAAAUAAACAACCUGUAC
This is a messenger RNA of Gamsiella multidivaricata, 1548 nucleotides long. Its product is annotated as S-adenosyl-L-methionine-dependent methyltransferase. The coding region runs from base 230 to 1504 and encodes 424 amino acids. The transcript is spliced from 3 exons. Lineage: Eukaryota; Fungi; Mortierellomycota; Mortierellomycetes; Mortierellales; Mortierellaceae. The record is from RefSeq and is a predicted model, not a curated record. Gene Ontology annotation, molecular function: methyltransferase activity.